Daldinia caldariorum is the source of this 561-nucleotide messenger RNA. RefSeq names its product ribosomal protein S19/S15. The coding region runs from base 92 to 367 and encodes 91 amino acids. Gene Ontology annotation, cellular component: ribosome; cytosolic small ribosomal subunit. Gene Ontology annotation, biological process: ribosomal small subunit assembly; translation. The record is from RefSeq and is a predicted model, not a curated record. NCBI's taxonomy places the organism in Eukaryota, Fungi, Ascomycota, Sordariomycetes, Xylariales, Hypoxylaceae. Gene Ontology annotation, molecular function: structural constituent of ribosome; RNA binding. The transcript has 4 exons.
AAGUACAUCUACAAUCUACAUCGAAAUUAUCGUGACAACUUUGGAAGCCUCCCUCCAUUAUUCAGCGUCCAACUCUGCAAAUCCAGACAAAAUGCAGCCGACAAGGUGGCUCUUGCAACGCCGAUCCGUGUGGAAGGGGCCGAAUAUCGUACCCCUAGCCAUCGUGCGCCCCCAGCCAGGCGAGGAAGCCAAGCCGAUCCGCACCCAGGCCCGUUCCGCUACCAUCCUCCCUAGCUUCGUCGGCCUCAAGUUCCAGAUAUACAACGGCAAGGAGUACCACGACCUCCAGAUCACCGAGGAGAUGGUCGGCUACAAGCUCGGCGAGUUCUCUCCGACGAGAAAACCCUUCAUCUGGUCCCGAAGGUAAAAUAGGAGCAGAAUGGGGGAAAAGAAAAAAAAGCACGACGAAGUGUGGGUGGGCAAAUACCCUGGCGUUCUAGGUAUUUUCAGGGCGUCCUUUACGAGUUUUACCAUCUGCUGUAUAUUACGCAAAUCACCCAACCAAAUUAGAAGAAAGAAAAAAAAUAUAUCUCAAGACACAUUAGACAGCAUUUAUUCGUA